Messenger RNA from Didymella exigua CBS 183.55, 1491 nucleotides. RefSeq names its product sugar transporter family protein. Gene Ontology annotation, molecular function: secondary active monocarboxylate transmembrane transporter activity. Gene Ontology annotation, cellular component: plasma membrane. Lineage: Eukaryota; Fungi; Ascomycota; Dothideomycetes; Pleosporales; Didymellaceae. The transcript has 3 exons. Bases 1 to 1491 code for a protein of 496 amino acids. Gene Ontology annotation, biological process: plasma membrane lactate transport. The record is from RefSeq and is a predicted model, not a curated record.
AUGGCAGACGAGAAGUAUGGCGCCGAACAGCGCGAGUACGCCCCGCCAACGCAGGAGAAGAUAGGCGCAGGUCGCUACCUCGCGACCCGUGUCACCACGCUCAAGCCCGCCAUGGCCAAGGUGCAGAACCCCAUUGCAUUGUUGCGGCUGCUGAAUCUCCAGCAAUGGAUGUUCUUCCUGGUCGCGUUCUUCGCAUGGUCGUGGGACGCGUUUGAUUUCUUCACCGUGUCGCUCACAGUCGAAGAUCUUGCUGAGACUUUCGGCAAAACCAAGAAAGACAUCACGUGGGGUAUUACCCUUGUGCUCAUGCUGCGUUCGGUCGGCAGUAUCAUCUUCGGUUUGGCUGCUGAUCGUUACGGACGAAAGUGGCCCUUCAUCAUCAACAACGUCUUGUUCAUCGUGUUGGAGCUGGGUACUGGAUUCUGCUCAACAUACGAGCAGUUCCUUGGCGUGCGAGCUCUCUUCGGUAUUGCCAUGGGAGGACUUUACGGCAAUGCUGCUGCAACUGCUCUCGAAGACUGCCCCGAAGCCGCCCGCGGUAUCAUUUCCGGUAUGCUGCAGCAAGGUUACGCCUUUGGAUACCUCCUGGCUACCGUUUUUGCCCGUGCCUUUGUCGACACCGUCGGCCACGGUUGGCGUCCACUCUUCUGGUUUGGCGCCGGCCCACCCGUCCUCAUCAUCCUCUUCCGCCUGUGUCUCCCCGAGACCCAAGCGUACCAGGAGCGCAAGCGCAUCCGUGAAGAGGAGCCCAACGCAGCCAAGCUGUUCGUCGAGGAGGGCAAGCACGCGCUCAAGAAGCACUGGAUGCUGCUCGUCUACAUGGUGCUCCUGAUGGCCGGGUUCAACUUCAUGUCGCACGGCUCGCAGGACUUGUAUCCAACAAUGCUUUCCAACCAGUACAACUUCUCGGCCAACCGCGUCACCGUCACACAGGUCGUUGCAAACCUCGGCGCUAUGACGGGCGGUACUCUCGUCGGAUACAGCUCCUCCAUCUUCGGCCGCAGAAUCAGCAUCAUAGUCAUGUGCGUCAUAGGCGGGGCGCUGCUGUACCCAUACACAUUUACUAGCAGCAACGCCGUCAUCGCCGCGGCCUUCUUCCAGCAAUUCUGCGUCCAGGGCGCGUGGGGCGUCAUCCCGAUCCACCUGAUGGAGCUCUCGCCAGGUUCGUUUCGGACGUUUGUCGUCGGCACGAGCUACCAGCUGGGCAACCUCGUGUCGUCGGCGUCGUCGACGAUCGAGGCCACGAUCGGCGAGCGCUUCCCGCUACCACCCAAGGGCAAGGUGGCGCGAUACCAGUACGGGCUGGUUAUCUGCAUCUUCAUGGGCUGCGUGUACGCGUAUGUCAUCCUGCUGACGCUCCUGGGGCCGGAGCACAGGGGCAGGAACUUCGACGUCGCCGCGGACGAGGAUAUGGUUGCUGUUACGGGCGUGGAGCACAAGAUCAGAAACUACAGCGUCGACGAGGAUGAGCGCAAGGAUGUUCACGUUUAG